Messenger RNA from Cyanistes caeruleus (blue tit), 1925 nucleotides. NCBI's taxonomy places the organism in Eukaryota, Metazoa, Chordata, Aves, Passeriformes, Paridae. The record is from RefSeq and is a predicted model, not a curated record.
UUGAUCAUUUUUCACCUUAAUUUUGGUUGUAUUUGGGUCUGCUCUUUGAUAAGAUUUGGUUUUGAAUCAUUAAAAUCCUCUGGCCGAGCAGCUGAGCCCUUUGGAGGCCAGAGCAGGGAGGAAACGACAAUUUGGCCUCAUUCCUUUGCCUUUAUCCAUGACCAGACAGGUCGGCACUGAGAGGGACGAGGAGCAAUCCCCCCAAAUUACAAUUUCUCAUUAACUCAAAGCAGCUGGAUCUGGGCUUGGCGGCUCCAUAGCCCCCAAAUUGCCUUAAUUAGAAAACAACCAAAAAUCAAAACCGAAAGGCCGGAAGAGGCCAUGGUGGGGGCUGGUUUGGGGGGUGCGGAGCCCCGGGUGGGUCUGCAGGGAUGGGGACCCCAUUUCCCCCUGUGCUGGGGAGGAAGAUCCAUCCCAAAGGAGGCAUUUCCCCCUCCUGCCCCUCCGAGGGAGCCAGCGGUGCCCACCUGCAGAAACCCCGAAUCUCUGCAGCUGGCACUGGGCCGGCAUCAGGGCAAACCCAGCAUUUUUAGUUUGUCCCCUCAGCAGAUGGGGGACCCCAAGGGACCCCUCCCCAUCCGCUAAUUCCCCGCUCACUUCUCCUUUCCCUGGCUCAGCCCAUGCGGGUCCCAAGAGCACCCGGAGUCAUUUGGAGCUGCCGAAGCUCUGUGUGGCCCCACGUAGGGACAAACAACGCCCCGGGAUACAGAGGUGGCCCCCAAAAUGUGUGGCAGGGAUUUUCCUCCUUGAUCCCUUUCCAUCAUCCACCCCAGCCAUGCGAAGGGAAGGGGGAACCCCCAGAUUUCUUGCUCUGGUCCCAGAGGAGGGUGAGGGAGUUCUUCAGCAAAAGAAGCAGAGUGGUGAGAAGGGCUGCAAAGGCUUCCCGGCGAUUCCCGCAGCCUGCAGGGUGCCCCCGAAAGCCCCGGAGGACUUGGGGUGCCCACUGGCGGCACCCCUGGGCAGCCUCCGGGACCACGGGAUCCCCGAGCUCCCCGAGCCCCUGGGCAAGAGCAAGAAGCGGAGGAACAGGACCACCUUCAGCACGUUCCAGCUGGAGGAGCUGGAGAAGGUUUUCCAGAAGACGCAUUAUCCCGAUGUGUACGCCCGGGAGCAGCUGGCGCUGCGCACGGAGCUGACCGAAGCCAGGGUGCAGGUUUGGUUCCAGAACCGCCGGGCCAAGUGGAGGAAACGGGAACGCUACGGGAAAAUCCAGGAGGUGAGAGACGGCUGCAGCCCCUCUCUGCCAGGGGAGGGGUCCUGUCCCACCGCACCUGCGGUGCCCCCCAUCACCCAUUCCUGCCCCUAGGGAUAGGCAGGAGGGAGGGUCACAUUUUGCCACACGCAGGAAGAAUCUGCUUUGUGUCCCUCUCCACUUCCCAAGGGAACACGCCCUCGGGGAAGGUUUUGGGGUGUUCCUCCUGAAGGCCCCCUUUAGCUCUCUCUCUCAUCCAGCUGCGCUUCUUCUCCCCCCCAAUACUGAAAAGCAUAAAAAUAAUUUAAAACUCAGCUUCAGGCCCAUCCCUGAAGCCAAACUCUCCCGGGGGGGAUAUUUCAACCAGGAAUCCACCCCUCCCAAAGGCAGAAAACGGAGCAAAGGCAUCGCUCCCUUUGCAGCCUGUGGGUGGAGGAGAUCGGAAGGGAGGAUGAGGAGGAGCUGAGGAAGGACGAGCGGGAUCCAGCAGGGCUGAGAGGGAUCAUAGGUGGGAUAAGAGGAAUCCUGAAGUGGGGGAGCAGGAUCUAAGGCAGAAGGGGAGGAAACUAAGCGGGGCGUGAUGUCCUCACCCUCACUUUGUGGUUUUUUUAUGGUUUUUGUUAUUUCAGCUGCAGAACAACCUGUGGCCGAGCCCUGGGAGCCCCCCGGGGCUGCUGCCCCCCGAGACCAUCCCGUCACCCUGCAUGUCCCCGUACCCCCCCGCUCCCAGCAA